This is a messenger RNA of Truncatella angustata, 924 nucleotides long. RefSeq lists its product as uncharacterized. The record is from RefSeq and is a predicted model, not a curated record. Bases 1 to 924 code for a protein of 307 amino acids. NCBI's taxonomy places the organism in Eukaryota, Fungi, Ascomycota, Sordariomycetes, Amphisphaeriales, Sporocadaceae. The transcript has a single exon. Gene Ontology annotation, molecular function: oxidoreductase activity.
AUGGCUCCAGCUAACAAGAUUGCGGAUAUCUUCAAUGUGGAUGGCCUUGUUGCUGUUAUUACUGGAGGGGGGAGUGGCCUUGGCCUGUACGCCGCUCGAGCAUUGGACGCCAACGGGGCAAAAGCUGUAUAUAUUGUCGGCCGUAGGGAGCAGUCGCUGAAGGAAGCAGCCGCCACCGCCGCUAAUGGCAACAUCAUCCCUAUUGUCGGUGAUGUGUCGGACAAGGAGUCUCUGAAGAAGGUUGCAGAUCAAGUGCGGAAGGAACAAGGAUUCGUCAACCUCCUGUUUGCCAACGCAGGCAUUGGUGGCCCGAAUCAUGCCUCUGCCCUGGAGAAGGAGGAUGGAAGCAAGUCGACGAUUCAGGAGGUGCAACAGAAGCUGUUCGAGCCUUCCAUGGAGGAUUUUACUAGGGCAUUACACGUCAAUAAUACGGCUGUGUUCUAUACCACUGUCGCAUUCUUGGACCUCUUGGACGCUGGCAACAAGAAGCACAACGUCCCACAAGACUCACAAGUCUUGGUGACCGGUUCUGUUGCUGGCUUGAGCAGACACCUAAACUCCAGCUUCUCGUAUUCGACGUCCAAAGCAGCAGUCACCAGUCUGGUGAAGAUGCUCUCCACGUUUUUCUCGCAGAAUGGGUUCCAUAUCCGCGCCAAUCUUAUUGCCCCUGGUCUGUAUCCUAGUGAGAUGACGGAAGGGCACACAAAAACAAUGGAGAAGCUGCAAGGUGUGACUAGCCACGAGAAUGCCUACGAUGGUGCAUACAAGAUGGAAAAGAAAGAGUCUCCUUCGGAACGGACAGGAAGCGAAGAGGACUUCGCUGGUGUCGUGCUCUUCUUGGCUAGCAGAGCUGGAUCUUAUAUCAACGGAGAGACACUCCUGACUGAUGGUGGCAGAUUGAGUCAACUACCAGCAACAUAUUAA